AUACACUGUAUUAGAUGAGUCUUAUACAGUGAUGCUGGUGAUGAACCAAUCCAUUUAUGUUCGCACGGAGUACUUAUGGUCUGUAAACGAGAGAGAAUGGACAGUUUACAAUUCAUUACCAAGAGAUUUUUGUGACAAUUAUGCUCUGUGUGGUCCCUAUGGAUAUUGUGAUUUUAGGGUUGUUCCAUCUUGUAGCUGUCUAGAAGGAUUUAAGCCAAGAUCACUCCAGAAUUGGAAGGCAGGGGGUUUUGCAGAUGGUUGUGAACUAAAUAAACCGAUAAAUUGUAGUGAUGAAGUCAACUUUGCACAAUUCAACCAAAUGAAAUUGCCUGACACAACGCGUACGUGGAUAAACAGAAGCAUGAAUCUUGAAGAAUGCAAGCAAAAGUGCUUGCGGAAUUGUUCUUGUACGGCUUAUGCCAAUACAAAUAUCAGUGGGAGUGGAAGUGGCUGUGUCUUAUGGAUGGGGGAUAUCAUUGACCUGAAAAUAAUUCCUGGUGCUGGACAGGAUUUAUAUGUUAAGAUGCUGGCAUCAGAAGUAGAAGUCAAGCAUGGAGAGGCACCAAAAAGAUUAAAUCGUAAGGUGAAGAUUGCUUUGGUUGGGAUUGCCGUGGGUUUAGUUUUGGCUAUCCCCUUCGUAUGCUUUUACACUUUCAAAAAGAGAUCAGCCUGCAAAGAUGGCCAUGAGGAAUUAGAAGCUGAAGACUUGGAGCUUCCCUUGUUUGAUUUAUCCUUGAUAAAUAGUGCCACUAAGAACUUCUCACUUGAAAAUAAGCUUGGAGAAGGUGGCUUUGGACCAGUAUAUAAGGGUAAGCUUCCAGAUGGACAAGAUAUUGCUGUGAAGAGGCUUUCAAAGAGCUCUGGACAGGGAACGAAUGAGUUCAAGAAUGAAGUAAUCCUAACUGCAAAGCUUCAACAUCGAAAUCUUGUAAAACUUCUUGGUUGCUGCAUUCAAGGAGAUGAGAAAAUGCUAAUUUACGAGUACAUGCCAAACAAAAGUCUGGAUUUAUUUAUAUUUGAUGAAAGGCGAUGUCAACUAUUAAACUGGUCGCAACGGUAUCACAUUAUCUGUGGGAUUGCAAGAGGACUCGUGUAUCUUCAUCAAGAUUCUAGAUUGAGGAUUAUACAUAGAGAUUUAAAAGCAAGUAACAUUUUACUUGAUAUGAAUAUGAAUCCAAAAAUCUCUGAUUUUGGUCUUGCUAAAACUUGUGGAGGGGAUCAGACCGAAGGAGAGACAAUAAGAGUAGUUGGAACCUAUGGAUAUAUGGCCCCAGGAUAUGCUUUUGAUGGACAGUUAUCAAUAAAAUCCGAUACAUUUAGUUAUGGCAUUCUGUUGUUGGAGAUCAUUAGUGGAAAAAGAAGCUGGGGAUUUCGUCACUCGAAUAACCAAAAUCUCAUCGGUUAUGCAUGGCAAUUAUGGAAAGGGGGAAGUCCAGGAGAAUUGAUUGAUGACACAAUUCAAGAAACCCGCAAUUUCUCAGAGUUAUUGAGAUGUAUCAAUAUCAGUUUGUUGUGUGUUCAACAACAGUCCAAUGAUCGACCCAUGAUCUCGUUGGUAGUUAUGAUGUUAGGGUGUAAAAUUCCUUUGUUACAACCAAAACAAUCUGGAUUUUUUGCAGAAAAUGAAGGCAUUGCCAUGGAUGGCUUCUCAGAUAAAGAUAAAUCAGCUUCAACCAGUGGGUUUACAUUAUUUGCAUUGUCAGAUACUCAAUAAGAACAAUCAAAGCUUCACACCAAGAAUCUUGCUUUGUCAAUAUUACCUUGAAUCAAAGUGUUGUACUAGAGGCUACACUUUAGUUUCUCUUCAUUUUUCUACGAGGAUGCAUAUCUCAAUACUUUUAGUUUAAAUUCAAUUGACAAAUUUCUACUUUGACGUU
Messenger RNA from Benincasa hispida (wax gourd), 1877 nucleotides. The record is from RefSeq and is a predicted model, not a curated record. NCBI's taxonomy places the organism in Eukaryota, Viridiplantae, Streptophyta, Magnoliopsida, Cucurbitales, Cucurbitaceae.